AUGUCGCCAAAGGAUAUGGAGGCUGGCAAUUUUACUGGCAUCAUGGAUCAGUUCCUCGAUGACUUGGGAACGCCGUCGCCUUCCUUCAAUAUGGACUUCUCGAUGGACCAAGAACCUAUACCAGGACGUGUAUCAUUACCACCCGAUCUUUUCACUGACGUUUCUACACAACACGAUCGCUACAAUUAUUAUCCUGGCACUGAAAGCAGGGGUGCAGCGAUAACACCACAAAGUAUGGAAAGCGCGACGAAUCCAAGACCACCUGUUCAGAAGUGUUCUUGUAUCGAGUUAGUGAACCAGCAUUUCUCAGAGAUAGAAAGCUCCCUUGAGACAUUCCAAACGCUCAAAGUCCUCAAAAAGUCUCUGGUGUCAGCGAGGACAAUCCUGGAGUGUACAGUCUGUUUUCAGUCAAUCAAGAGUCCACGCACAUCGCGAAACGUCUACCUUUUGGGUUCUCUUCUAUCCAGCAUUGGCUCUUCUUAUGGUGACUUUUUCUAUAUCCAGAAGCAACGAACUUCCGAUCCAUCAGUCUCCAGCACACCUGUGAGCCUUUUUAUUGGACAACAGGCUGAUUCGCGAGACAUGGUUGAGGUUGCUCUCGAGGGACCCAGUUACAUUGCCUUUCUACAAGCAAGUCUCAAAAAAGAGUUGGCUUGUCUUGUGCAACUAGGUGACGAGUUAGCGGCGAGACAGAGUCAAUCUCACACCGAAGGUCACGAGAAUUGCGAAACGGGAACGAGUUGUUCAAAUACCGAAACACAGCCAGCAACUAAGCAUCCGACCGAGAUGUGUCCGAAGGAAGUUGACAUGACAACUGCUUGUGCAUGCUUUCGAACUGUUGAUCAGGUCAGGGCUGCAAUAGCAGAGGCACAGAGAAUAAUCAUAGCGUGA
Molecule: messenger RNA, 891 nt
Organism: Fusarium venenatum
Lineage: Eukaryota; Fungi; Ascomycota; Sordariomycetes; Hypocreales; Nectriaceae
Source: RefSeq, a predicted model, not a curated record